GAUUCAUUGUUUGUCGAAGCGUUCGUAGUUUGUUGAUUUGUGAUUGUGAACGUAGCUCACGGUGUGGGUGCGGCUCUCUUCGUCUUCCUCGUCGAGUCCGUCCAAUCACAUUUCUUGAUGUUUACGCCCAUACAGGAAGCAGGGGACACAUUACAGAGCAGCUGGUCGCUCCUGUUUCUGCUGUGCGAACCCUGCCCCAGUUUGAGACAUGGAGGGUCAAAAUGAAACCAAAGUGGUCCUGCUGGCCUGCGGGUCAUUCAAUCCAAUCACCAACAUGCACCUGAGGAUGUUUGAACUGGCUCGAGACUAUCUGGAAGACACAGGUCAGUACAAGGUGGUGAAAGGCAUCAUAUCUCCAGUUGGUGAUGGCUAUAAGAAGAAAGGAUUGAUUGAGGCUUGCCACCGUCUGGAGAUGACCAGACUGGCCACAGAGAACUCAGACUGGAUCACAGUAGACUCCUGGGAGAGCUUGCAGCCGGAGUGGGUGGAGACAGCUAAAGUUGUUCGUCAUCACUAUAAUGAAGCACUAGCAGCAGAGCAGAACAAUGACCAUGUGGACACGGUCAAGUACGCAAAAAAGAGACGUAUGGUGGAGGAGAGUUAUUUUGAGGAGUCAUCUCAUCACAAAAGGAGAGACAGCCCCCAGCUAAUGUUGCUAUGUGGGGCUGAUGUCCUGGAGUCCUUUGGGAUCCCCAACCUGUGGAAGCAGGAGGAUAUUGCUGAGAUUUUGGGCCACGGUUUGGUUUGCAUCACCCGCAGUGGCAACGACCCCCACAAGUUCAUCCACCAGUCGGACAUGCUGUGGGAGUAUCGCAAGAACAUCCACCUGGUCCACGAAUGGGUGACCAAUGACAUCUCAGCCACUCACGUGCGCCGGGCACUGCGUCGAGGCCGGACCGUCAGGUACCUGCUGCCGGACGGCGUGAUUCGUUACAUACAGGAGCACAGCCUCUACAGUGCUGAGAGCGAGAAGAAAAAUGCAGACGUGGUUCUAGAGCCUCUUCAGAGAAACUUGGGUGCCUCCUCGAGAGGAGGAAAAAGGUCAUCAAAAAUGCCCGACAACCUUUGUUGUACAUGGGACAUGAUCAGCAAUGUCAACCUUGAGGGCUUCAUGGUCGCACUGGGUAUCAGCCCUCAGUUGCGCAAGAUUGCUCUAAAGUUGAAGCAGAGGAAGGUGAUUGAGCAGCAGGGGGACCAGUACAUCAUCAAAACUACCAGCCCCUUCCGAAACUACACCAUCUCCUUUAGAGUGGGUCAGGAGUUUGAGGAGUUUACCAAGGGACUGGACAACAGACGCGUCAAGUCACUGGUGACAUGGGAGGGGAACAAACUGGUGUGUGAACAGAUUGGAGAGAAGAGGGACCGGGGUUGGGCUCACUGGAUUGAAGAUGACAAGCUACAUCUGGAGCUGUACUGUGAAGGACAGGUCUGUAAACAGGUUUUUAAGAAGAAAGAAGUGAAGUGAAGAGCAAUGAACAUU
This is a messenger RNA of Micropterus dolomieu (smallmouth bass), 1480 nucleotides long. It is a transcript of the gene nmnat1, whose product is annotated as nicotinamide nucleotide adenylyltransferase 1. Bases 209 to 1465 code for a protein of 418 amino acids. Gene Ontology annotation, molecular function: nicotinamide-nucleotide adenylyltransferase activity; nicotinate-nucleotide adenylyltransferase activity; lipid binding. The transcript has 9 exons. Gene Ontology annotation, biological process: NAD+ biosynthetic process. The record is from RefSeq and is a predicted model, not a curated record. Lineage: Eukaryota; Metazoa; Chordata; Actinopteri; Centrarchiformes; Centrarchidae.